AUGGGCUUGGCCGAGUUCGGCCGCAAGGAGCUGACCUUGGCGGAGCAUGAGAUGCCCGGCCUGAUGGCGGCACGCAAGGAGUUCGGCCCCUCUCAGCCUUUCAAGGGCAUGAACAUCAACGGCUCCCUGCACAUGACCAUCCAGACGGGUGUCUUGAUCGAGACCUUGGCUGCCCUUGGCGCCAAGGUGCGCUGGUGCUCCUGCAACAUCUUCAGCACGCAGGACCACGCCGCUGCAGGCAUUGCCAAGGCAGGCACCGCCACCGUCUUCGCCUGGAAGGGAGAGACCCUUCCGGAGUACUGGUGGUGCACCGAGCAGAUGAUGACAGUGCCGGGAGCUGACGGCUGCGACCAGCUGGUGGACGACGGCGGCGAUGCAACUCUCCUGAUCCACAAGGGCAAGGAGUACGAGGAGAAGUUCGCCAAGGACGGCAGCCUGCCGGAUCCUGCCAGCACCACCAACGCAGAGUUCAAGUGCGUCCUGCAGCUGCUGAAGGAUUCCAUUCAAGCAGACAAGACCAAGUACUCCCGCAUGGCCGCCAAGUGCAAAGGUGUCAGCGAGGAGACGACUACCGGAGUGCAUCGGCUGCGUGAGAUGGCAGCCAAGGGCGAGCUCCUCUUCCCGGCCAUCAACGUCAACGACGGCGAUCAAAAUUGGAAGCUGUUUUUGCUUCAUGACUGCGUGACCAAGAGCAAGUUUGACAACGUGUACGGCUGCCGUCACUCGCUUCCAGACAGCAUCAUGCGAGCCACGGAUGUGAUGAUUGGGGGCAAGCGUGCCCUCGUCGCUGGUUACGGAGAUGUCGGAAAGGGCUGCGCCUUUGCCAUGCGCGGCGCCGGUGCCCGGGUGCUCAUCACGGAGAUCGACCCCAUCUGCGCGCUGCAGGCGUGCAUGGAGGGCUUCCAGGUCGUCACCCUGGAGGAGUGUGUGGGUGAGGUGGACAUCUUCACCUCUGCCACAGGCAACUUCAAGAUCGUCACCCUUGAGCACAUGAAGAAGAUGAAGAACAACGCCAUCGUCUGCAACAUCGGCCACUUCGACAACGAGAUUGCCAUGGAGGAUCUGGAGCAGUGCCCUGGCAUCAAGGUGGAGAACAUCAAGCCGCAGGUCGAUCGCUUCGUGUUCCCCGACGGCCACGGUGUCAUCGUGCUGGCCUCCGGCCGCCUGGUGAACCUCGGCUGUGCCACCGGCCACCCCUCCUUCGUGAUGUCUUGCUCCUUCACCAAUCAGGUUCUGGCCCAGCUGGAUAUCUUGGAGAACUGCACCAAGGCCAAGAAGUACAAGAAUGACGUGUACCUGCUGCCCAAGAAGUUGGACGAGAAAGUGGCCGCCCUCCACUUGCCAUCCCUCGGCGCCAGCAUGACCAAGCUGAGCAAGGAGCAGGCGGACUACAUCGGCGUGCCUGUCGAGGGCCCCUUCAAGCCCGACACCUACCGCUACUAA
Symbiodinium sp. CCMP2592 is the source of this 1443-nucleotide messenger RNA. Lineage: Eukaryota; Dinophyceae; Suessiales; Symbiodiniaceae. The record is from the annotation of a GenBank genome assembly.